CGAGGGAGUUAACGGCGCGGGGAAAGUCGCCUCUCCUCCGCCCCUGCCCGCCGCCGCCGCCUGGCAACCGGGGGGGAGCCGCGCAUGUAGGGCCGCCGGGGGCUGCCGCCGCCGUCCCCGUCCCCCCCCGCCCCGGAGCAAGGCGUUUAACGUGCCCAGGCGUGAAGUAUGGCAUGCAAAGAUGGUUUCUGCCAAGGAGCCAGCUAUCGCCAUGUCCUCGGGUCUCUCCAUCGCCCUCCUGCACUGCCUGUGCCUGGCGACGUGUCUCAGCGGGCCGCCGGGACAGAGCAAAAAAGAGGAGAAAUUGUGGCCGGAGAAUUUCACCAGCAUCCUGAACAGCCUCCUGGAUGGCUAUGACAACCGGCUGCGCCCGGGAUUCGGGGGUCCUGUUACAGAAGUCAAAACAGAUAUAUAUGUCACCAGUUUUGGACCUGUUUCUGAUGUGGAAAUGGAGUAUACAAUGGAUGUCUUCUUCCGUCAAACAUGGGUAGACAAAAGAUUAAAAUACGAUGGCCCUAUUGAAAUUUUAAGACUUAACAACUUGAUGGUUUCGAAGGUGUGGACUCCUGACACUUUCUUCAGGAACGGGAAAAAGUCUGUUGCACAUAAUAUGACAGCCCCAAAUAAACUCUUCAGAAUAAUGAGAAAUGGCACCAUCCUGUACACAAUGAGGCUUACAAUAAGUGCAGAGUGUCCCAUGAGAUUAGUGGAUUUUCCCAUGGAUGGUCAUGCUUGUCCUCUCAAAUUUGGGAGUUAUGCAUAUCCAAAGAGUGAAAUGAUUUAUACCUGGACAAAAGGACCUGAGAAGUCAGUGGAAGUUCCUGAGGAGUCUUCCAGUUUAGUUCAGUAUGACCUGCUUGGGCAUACGGUAUCCACUGAAACCAUUAAAUCUAUUACAGGUGAAUAUAUUGUUAUGACAGUUUACUUCCACCUCAGACGGAAAAUGGGUUAUUUUAUGAUUCAGACAUAUAUCCCAUGCAUUAUGACCGUCAUCCUUUCUCAAGUUUCAUUUUGGAUAAAUAAGGAAUCUGUUCCAGCUAGAACUGUGUUUGGAAUAACCACAGUGUUGACAAUGACGACACUGAGCAUCAGUGCAAGACACUCACUGCCAAAAGUAUCCUAUGCUACUGCCAUGGACUGGUUCAUAGCGGUCUGCUUUGCCUUUGUGUUUUCUGCUCUUAUUGAGUUUGCUGCUGUCAACUAUUUUACUAAUAUUCAAAUGGAAAGAGCCAAAAGGAAGACAGUAAAAUCCCUCCUUGAAUUUCCAGUUGCUCCUAUACAAAGAGAAAAAAGUACAGAAGAGACAGUCACGAGUACAGAUGCCAAUUCAAAUGUGAGGAAAAGAACGAAUGCCACAGUACAGUCAGAAGCUGAUGGUGGGAGCCGAAUUGACACAAGGCACAGCUCUAUCCAGACUCCCUCAGUAGCUCAGGGGUCUUCUGACAUUACACCCCACUCUCUUUCUGCAUCAAGUCCCAACCCUUUUACACGCAUCAAUGCAUCAGAGACAUUAUCUUCUGCAAGAGCUACCCCUCCAGCUCCUCCUUCUACCCCAAUUUUAACUGGAUUUGUAUCCCAGCAUGCCACAGCUGGAUCCCCUUCCAUUCAGCACUUGCUUGGAUCUAGACUGGAGCAGAUUCAGACCACCACACCUAAUACAUUAGGAGCAUCUGCAAAACCAUCGGCUGUCACACCACCUGCUCCCCCCGCCUCCCACUCUGGCACUAGUAAGAUAGACAAAUAUGCACGCAUUUUAUUUCCUGUUACCUUUGGAGCAUUUAACAUGGUCUACUGGGUGGUGUAUCUAUCCAAGGAUACCAUGGAAAAAUCAGAAAGUCUAAUGUAGUUUUGCUGCUAUGUAGUAGUUCCUAAAUUAUACUCACAUUUGAUGCAGAGUUUCUUCUUUUGAAACUAUUUAAAAAAAGAAGUCAAUAAUUCUUAUUUAUAAAAGCUGUGUGCUACUUUCCCGUUGUAAAGGCUGGAGUUAUUGGGGAUAAUUAGUUAAGUCUUUCCAGAGUAAUAGGUAACAGAAUUGUCUUCCUCCCUUCAGCUAGCAGUGAACCAUCACUCUCUUCAGACAGACUGCUUGCCUUUGGGAGGAACAUGCAGAGGGAAAAAAAUCAGACAGAGGUGCACAACUGUGCAGUGGAACACAUCUUGACUGCUAGGAAUUAUGCAUGCUGAUUACCACAAAUCCCUGAGGCACUUAGCACCGCUGUCUGGACGCAGCAUUGCAUUCUUUGAGUGCAAGGCCUAUGUCCUGAAUAUUUUGACAGUACUUGCUAGAAAAGGACUUUCCCUGCUAGAUUAAAAUUGGCAGAAUGGGGGAAAAAUGAGCAGUGGAACAAGAAAACGGAGUCCAGCCUGGGAGAGUGCAACUCCAGAAAAGUUAUGCAAAGGAGUUGUAGAGCUCCAUAUAUUUUUACUAAGCAUUAUUUUGCAUUGCAACCUGGGAAAUUCUCACUUAAAAUAGGAAUGAGUGAACCUUAUAAAAUCUGAAAUCUGAUGUAAUUCUCAAAAUUUGAGUUUUUUGUUUGGUAAGGUGAUCUUAAAUGUGAUUCUUCUUAAACUUUGCUGACCAGCUUGAGUGGAUUUAUUCCUAAAUUACAUCUGUUGAGGUAGAAGGCAACCAGGCCCACAGUGUUCAACUGUUUGAAUUUUGUUCUUUCCUUUGGAUGCUUUUGGGUUUGUUGUUUUUUGUUUAUUUAUUUUCCAUAUUUUUCAGUCACACUCCUCUGAUUUCCUUUGAAUACAUAUUUCUUCCCCCUCUUUUAUAUAAUGUUUGUUUCAAGUUAAAUUUUCAACAAAUUUUGAAGUAGCUUCAGAAUCGAGUAAAACACAUUUUCCAGCGCUUUGAUGAGCGUGGCUAUGGCACAUCUUUGAGUGAACACAAGACACCCUUUUCUGAAGGAAUGCUGUGACAUAAAUAGGAAAAGAAUGCUUCUAGGCGAAGCAGGGUGGAACACAAGGUAUAUUUAUGGUCAAUUCAUUUCUCUUAUGCUAUGGUAUAGAUAGGUGCUUUCUUUAGUGGCUCAAUAUGCAAGCAGGCAAUUACCUGUCUUUAUUAAAACAACAACAAAUAUGUGAAUGGUUUAAGCAUGAUAAAAAUGUUAUCUGCAUUGUUCUUUUCACCAGAGCGGGUAGAAGAUAUGCUGGCAAUAAAUCUAAACAUGUUUGCACAGAUCCAUCUGGCUAGGCAAAUGGCUACUGUUUCUGUGCAGGCGACAAAUGAAAAAUCAAAUUCUCAGCUGUGAUCUCACCGUGCCUUUAAGGGGUCGGGAAGCAGCUGAUUCUCCUUCAAGUGGGCUAAUUCUUAUCUUCAGUUAAUUUGUGUAGCAGAUUGAUAGCCCAUUGUCAAAGUUUUAUGCUGGGGGGCAGAUAAGGUGAGUGUUGUGGGGUUCUCUGCCCAAGUAGUGGUCAAGUGACUGAGAGACUGAUGGAAAUCACAAACAUCUAUGAUGAUUGAGAUCACGCGUGAGACUGCCCUAGACUGAGUUGGGACAAGAAUCAGUGUACAGUGACCAUAUCUCUGUGCCUCGUUCUAUCUGUCCAAAUUUUAUAGCUAUUUCAUAUCUGUGAAUCUGACCUGCCAGCUUACAGGACCUGGGAUAAUGCAAGAAAUGUGUCUUACAGUAUGUAGUAUGGAUCCCAGUUUACUACUUCAUGUAUAGCAUUAGAAUGUGUAUGACAGGAUGUACAGGAUUUGGGAUGUCUUACAUGACUUUAUUAAGAUGUAAUAAUAUAAACAGUUAUCUUAAUCUUUUUUGUUUAGUUAAGUGAUAUUCUCAAGAGGCUAGGCACGGUCCUUUCCAACAACACUCCUUGGAAAACCAUUACACGUGCCAUAGCACAGAAACAGAAAUGGAGCACCCGUGCAGGUUGUCUAGCUGCAGUAGUUUGCAUCUUUGGAGGUAUCACUAGGACCUGUGACUGUUUCUUCCCUAAUUUAGUCUCAUUAUUACAGAUUGUCAGAAUAGAAGAUACUCUACAAGAUAUGGUUUGUUUAUUUUGUGAAGAAGAAACAAAAUUAAUCCUUUGCCAAUUGCUGAUCAUAACUGCACAAGAGAUAUAUUUUUCCUACUAUAAAGAACAAUGGCUUUGUAUGUGUUGGGAACCUAGUGUUUGCUCCAGAAGUUACUGAAGUUAUUCUUUGCUUUUCUCUCUGAUGAAUAACAAGGAUGUUUUCUCUCAGACAGAGCUUUAAACGAUUCACGAGAAAUAGCUGUCUCUUCUUUUCCACCCACCCCCUAUACUGCUCAUAUAAUCAGCUUUUUCGGUGCAUUGUUCAGUAGGAUCAACACUGGUUCAGCCUAUUUGACCAAGGUCAAUCUAAAUGUGCUACUUGAAUUCAUUUGUAUGUCCUGCUUCAUAUUGAAGACUUAUAAGGAGGAGAAAAGGAUUGCAGAAAUUAAUAGAAUUCCAGUUAUUAAUUUCUAUGCUUCCAUGUUAGAAAUUUUUAAUCAUAUCUCAGAACAAUGUUUUUAAUCUGUCAAUAUAUUUCUGAAUUACCUUCCAACACUUGCAUGUUAAUAUUCAAAAUGAGAUAUAAAAAUUUUCAUCGAGUCUAGGACUAAUUUAUUGUACUGUGCUACGUUAUUGUGUUCCUGUGUAUGAAGAAAUUAUCAUAACUAGCUGUCUGAAGUACAUAAGGACAAUGUAGAUAGGAGGUUAUUGUUAAAAGUGUUUUUCCAUCAUAUUUAAUCUCCUUUUGGAGUGAUCAGAAACAGUAAACAGCCUGCAGUAUACUCAGAAAUACUGUCUGGUUCUGAAUACUGUGUAAUUUAGAAGCAC
Molecule: messenger RNA, 4791 nt
Organism: Cygnus atratus (black swan)
Lineage: Eukaryota; Metazoa; Chordata; Aves; Anseriformes; Anatidae
Gene: GABRA4
Product: gamma-aminobutyric acid type A receptor subunit alpha4
Exons: 9
Coding region: 182-1846 (554 amino acids)
Biological process (GO): gamma-aminobutyric acid signaling pathway; monoatomic ion transmembrane transport; signal transduction
Cellular component (GO): dendrite membrane; postsynapse; synapse
Molecular function (GO): GABA-gated chloride ion channel activity; GABA-A receptor activity; inhibitory extracellular ligand-gated monoatomic ion channel activity
Source: RefSeq, a predicted model, not a curated record